AUUGGUUACAUAUGCGGAAACGAUACUUUCCAGCUAGCUGUCUCUGUGUCAGCGAAAAUAUGACAAUUUCUUAUUGAUAAGUCAUGAAAAGUCGAUGUUUUUCCGAGGAAGUAGCACCGCUAAAUAGAUAUCAGUCGAAAGAAAAACAAGAAAGUACAGUUUUAAAUUAGUGCUUGUGAGUUGUUAACAGUGAAGACGCUGGUCAUCUUUGUUUAUCGUCAUUUAACUCUACGUUUCGUAGCUGGCCGGAGUUCAGUAUGGAUGUUGAUGCGGACGGCUCGGUGGCGGUGUCAGAAGAAUCUGUGAGGAGGCAUAAGGUACACGGCAUGCUGAAGCUUUACUAUGGGCUAAAUGAGGAAGGGAAGGCACCGGAGAAGCCGUCGUCCCUGGAUCCCUGCGACAUUAACGGCUCCAAUUUUGAUCCGGAGCUCUACCUCAACAAGCUUAGAAGGGAGCGCUCUCUUGCUGAGCUGAUGGACCAGGAGACCUGCAUGGUGAAGCAGAUCCGCUCUUUGGACAGCGACAUGCAGACCCUCGUUUAUGAGAACUAUAACAAGUUUAUAUCAGCUACAGACACUAUAAGAAAGAUGAAGAAUGAUUUCAAAAAGAUGGAAGAUGAAAUGGAUUGUCUUUCAGCGAAUAUGGAAGCAAUCACUGACUUUAGUGCACGUAUCAGUGGAACUCUUCAAGACCAGCAUGCACAGAUAACAAAACUCUCAGGUGUCCACACUCUGUUGAGGAAGCUUCAGUUUCUGUUUGAACUUCCUGCUAGAUUGAAUAAGUGUUUGGAGCUGCAGGCCUAUGCUCAGGCAGUGAGCUCCCACCGCCGUGCUCGCUGUGUGCUGCAGCAGUACAGCCACCUGCCCUCCUUCAAAGGAAUUCAGGAUGACUGUCAUGCCAUCAUGGACAAACUAGCUCAGGAGCUUCGACAGAAGUUCAGGGAUGGUGGGACAAGCGCUAAAGAUUUGUCAGAGUGUGUUGAGCUGCUUCUACAGUUAGAUGAGCCAGCAGAGGAGCUCUGUGAUAAGUUCUUGAGCCACGCACGGUCUCGACUGGAGUCAGACCUUCAAGGCCUGGAAGCAGAAAUAAGACCAUACCCAACUGCCUCAGAUGUGAAGGAUGCUUCUGCACACAGGUUGUCAUCUACUACAGCAGCAGGAUCUCCAGCUGAUAAGUCUCCUAAAACAAGCUCUCUGCCAUCUCCCACCUUAAACACUGACAUCCUGGAAUUCAUAGAUAGAGGCUGCAAUGAAUUUGUUAGCAGCUUGUGUUUAGUUAUCACAUCAUAUCAAGAACUGUUCAUUAACUAUGCUCAGACAGGUGAACUAGCAUCAAAGAAUAUUCCUCAAAUGGCAAAUGGCAAGUUGCACGCUUUUGUGAAUGACCUGGCGGAUCGGUAUUUCUCCCUCGUAGAGAGGAGGAUACAGGAAGAGAAAGGGGUGGGAGACAACUCCCUCCUGGUUCGGGCGCUUGAUCGCUUCCACCGCAGACUUCAGGCUGUGGCCAAACUGCUGCCUGGCUCAGCUGUCCCAAAUCAGGGGACAGAAAUUGUGAUACGAGCAGCGACAGAGCGAGUGAAGCAGUACCUUUCUGCUCUGCAGAACUUCUACAUGGACAGCCUGACAGAUGUGAGGCAGGCCUUGGCAACACCUCGCCUCUCUGUGGCUGGAGCCUCAGUGGCUGGAGGCGGAGUUCAUCUAGGGGGGCCAUCCUCAGGCAGAGAUGCUUCAACCAGCCUGCCAGAACUGCUCUCUUCUCUGUCAGCCUCUAUUCUCAACCAGAUUAAAUCAGUGCUGGCAUCAGUGCAUCUCUUUACAGCUAAGGACAUUACCUUCUCCAACAAGCCUUACUUCAAGGGGGAAUUUUGCAGCCAGGGUGUACGUGAGAGCCUUGUGGUGAGCUUCAUUAAGUUUGUGUGCCAGUCUUCUCGGCAGUUUUGCGAGAGUGCAGGGGACAAAGGAGGUUCAACACCCCCAGCCCUUCUGUUGCUGCUAUCUCGUCUCUGCUUGGACUAUGAAACCUCUACUAUCUCUUACAUACUCACACUCACAGAUGAACAGUUCCUCGUGCAGCACCACAGUCCAGUAACACCAGUCACAAGUUUAUGUGCAGAAGCCAGAGAGGCAGCACAGAAACUACUCAACCAUUAUGUCAAGGUUCAGGGUCUGAUAAUCUCACAAAUGUUAAGAAAGAGCGUUGAAACAAGAGACUGGGUCAACACCAUUGAGCCACGAAAUGUCCGUGCUGUGAUGAAGAGAGUUGUAGAGGACACAACCUCAAUUGAUGUCCAGGUGGGUCUUCUGUAUGAAGAAGGGGUGAGGAAGGCACACAGCAGCGACUCCAGCAAAAGGACUUUUUCUGUCUACAGCAGUUCCAGGCAGCAAGUCCGUUAUGCUGCCAGCUACACGCCAAGUGCUCCAAUGGAUACCAAUCUGCUGAGCAACAUACACAAGCUGUUUUCUGAAAGGAUUGACAUUUUUAGCUCAGUGGAGUUCAACAAGGUCUCUGUCAUGACGGGGAUUAUCAAAAUCAGUUUAAAGACAUUCCUGGAGUGUGUCCGCUUGCGUACUUUUGGCCGUUAUGGGUUGCAGCAGAUCCAAGUUGACUGCCACUACCUGCAGAUGUACUUGUGGCGCUUCGUUUCCGACGAGAACCUUGUGCACUUCCUGCUGGAUGAGAUAGUGGGGAGCUGUGCCCACCGCUGCCUGGACCCCGCUCCGAUGGAGCAGAGUGUGAUUGAAGUCAUCUGUGAAAGAGGUUAAGGUUUAGAGCACAGCUCGGCCAGAUGGUUUAAAAUGAUGAAAUUGCAUUUGUACACUGGAAUCAUUCGCUUAUAGAAAUCUCUGAAACUAUGCUUCUGAAGUGUUGUCCACAUAUCUGUUUGAAUAUUUGUGAAAAAAAAAUCAGCUGAUGGUUAGUAAAUAAUUAAGAAAAAAGCUGAAAGUACUGACUACAUUUGGGGCAGACUCACAUUUAAAUUCCAUUUACAAGCCAUUCAAGCUGGGUUCAAUGUUAGAGCUUCCAUUUAUAAAGCAUGAAAAUACGAGACAAAGAAAUGAUCUAAUCUCUUCGAUCCGAAAAGAAAA
Molecule: messenger RNA, 3086 nt
Organism: Melanotaenia boesemani (Boeseman's rainbowfish)
Lineage: Eukaryota; Metazoa; Chordata; Actinopteri; Atheriniformes; Melanotaeniidae
Gene: vps51
Product: VPS51 subunit of GARP complex
Exons: 11
Coding region: 258-2762 (834 amino acids)
Biological process (GO): retrograde transport, endosome to Golgi; Golgi vesicle transport; Golgi organization
Cellular component (GO): EARP complex; membrane; GARP complex
Source: RefSeq, a predicted model, not a curated record